AGGUCAUCUGAAAGGCAUUGUGUCCGUCGACUGGUCUUUGGAUGGUUAUCACAUCAUCACUGGCAGUACCGACAACAGUUGUCGCGUUUGGGACCUUAGACGGAGGAAUAAGGAGUACACUAUUCCGGCUCACAAUAACGUGGUGUCGAAUGUUGUUUUUGAUAAAAGUCCCCGGAGCGAAUACGUCCUGACCUCAUCCUUCGAUUGCACGGCUAAGCUGUGGGCCACAAAAACUUGGCAGCACAUGGCUACCCUCAAAGGCCACGAUGCCCGCCUCAUGGGUUGUGAUAUUGCACCCGAUGGAUCACUCAUUGCCACUUGCUCUUACGACCGCUCAUUCAAAUUGUGGGCGAGUAAAUUCUGAAGUAAAUCAAUAAAAAAAGUGAAAGAAAAUGCAUCACUUCUUGUUGUAAGAUUGAAAAGGACGUGGAUGCACUGUCGCACUUCUUAUUGGUAUCAAGCGUCAUUUUCAUGAAAAUAUUGCAAAGUAUAACAACCUGAAAUUGCUCUUGAUCUCAAAUUCAGUGUAUUCGACAAAGAAUAAAAAAUAAGCAUA
Messenger RNA from Tigriopus californicus, 556 nucleotides. RefSeq names its product U4/U6 small nuclear ribonucleoprotein Prp4-like. Lineage: Eukaryota; Metazoa; Arthropoda; Copepoda; Harpacticoida; Harpacticidae. Gene Ontology annotation, biological process: mRNA splicing, via spliceosome. Gene Ontology annotation, molecular function: U6 snRNA binding; protein binding; U4 snRNA binding. Gene Ontology annotation, cellular component: U4/U6 x U5 tri-snRNP complex. The record is from RefSeq and is a predicted model, not a curated record.